This is a messenger RNA of Acipenser ruthenus (sterlet), 3598 nucleotides long. Its product is annotated as GATOR complex protein MIOS-like. Gene Ontology annotation, biological process: cellular response to amino acid starvation; positive regulation of TORC1 signaling. Bases 493 to 3117 code for a protein of 874 amino acids. NCBI's taxonomy places the organism in Eukaryota, Metazoa, Chordata, Actinopteri, Acipenseriformes, Acipenseridae. Gene Ontology annotation, cellular component: cytoplasm. The transcript is spliced from 11 exons. Gene Ontology annotation, molecular function: protein binding. The record is from RefSeq and is a predicted model, not a curated record.
UUUACAAUAUUUUAAUUAACCACAAUGAACCCCAAUCCAACAUAUAUAACUACAUCAGUCAUAUUUCUUCAAGGGGAAUUAGAAAAUGACUACAGAUUAAUUUUGUAAUGGCUAAAAAAUAUUGUACUAGGAACUUAAUAAUACUAAAAUUAUAUUAAACAGCAACACAUUUCAGCAAGUCAAAUAAAAUUGAACAUGAAAUUGUUGCUCCGGAAAAGCAGGACGUGUUCAUUCAUCAUUUUUUAAAUUACAUUUUCCUUCACUCUUUUGUGGUGUUUGCAAUCAUUCUUAGUGCUACUGGGUUCAGUUACUAAUCCCCUCCCUUAAAAGAGAGAAUAAAACAGAAACAUAGAAGAAAAAAGAUUGGGACAUUUCCAAAAGGGAAAGUUGCCAUCUAUAAGUAAUGAUUGGUCUAGGCCUUGAGAGAGAUUCUCCAGGGAAACUUAAAUGCUGACAUAUCUGGGAUGAGAGUUCUUUCACUUGCCCGAAAAGAUGAGUGGCUCCAAACCUGAUAUCCUGUGGUCUCCACACCACGUUGAUCGUUAUGUAAUCUGUGACUCGGAGCUCAGCCUUUAUCGCAUUGAAUCGGUCGGGAAUUCUGAAGCUAAGGCAGGGGCCCUCCGACUUUCAGAGGAAACGACUGCAACGUUAUUAGCUAUCAAUUCAGACACUCCCUAUAUGAAAUGUGUGGCGUGGUAUCCAAAGCAUGAACCUGAAUGCCUUCUUGCAGUCGGGCAGGCCAAUGGACGUAUUGUGCUAACAAGCCUGGGACAAAGCCACAAUUCAAAAUGUAAGGAUUUGAUGGGGAAAGAGUUUGUUCCAAAACAUGCUCGACAGUGCAACACUUUGGCUUGGAACCCAGUGGACAGUAACUGGUUGGCUGCUGGACUUGAUAAACACAGAGCUGAUUUCUCUGUCCUAAUCUGGGAUAUCAGUAGUAAGUUUACUCCAGAAGCCUCUGUUACAUCAGACAAAAUACGACUUUCAGCUGGAGACACUGAUGCUGGUCUGGUGGUGACAAAGCCACUUUAUGAGCUAGGCCAAAAUGAUGCUUGCUUGUCCCUUUGCUGGCUCCCCAGGGACCAGAAGCUGCUACUGGCAGGCAUGCAUCGCAACCUAGCGAUUUUUGACCUGAGAAAUACCAGCCAAAAAAUGUUUGUUAACACUAAAGCCAUCCAGGGGGUAACAGUUGACCCUCACUUCCACGAUCGAGUGGCUUCCUUUUUUGAAGGCCAGGUGGCUAUUUGGGACCUUCGUAAAUUCGAAAAGCCAGUUCUGACUUUAACUGAGCAACCAAAACCUUUAACUAAAGUUGCAUGGUGUCCUACGCGGACAGGCUUGCUAGCCACUUUGACAAGAGACAGCAACAUAAUCCGCCUGUAUGAUAUGCAACACACUCCGACUCCCAUAGGGGACGAAACAGAACCCACCAUCAUAGAGCGGAAUGUGCAACCCUGCGAAAACCACAUUGCCUCAUUUGCGUGGCAUCCGUCAAGCCAAAAUCGAAUGGUAGUGGUGACACCAAACCGUUCCAUGACUGACUUUACUGUCUUUGAGCGCAUUUCUCUGGCUUGGAGCUCCACCGGUUCCCUAAUGUGGGCUUGUGGCAGACAUCUGUAUGAAUGCACUGAGGAGAGGAAUGCAAGUUCUGUGGAAAAGGAUAUUUCCACCAAAAUGAGACAGCGGGCCCAGUCCAGAUAUGGGCAUGAUACUGAGCAGGUCUGGAGAAACUACCUUUUAGCUGGGGAUGAUGAUCCUCAGCUCAAGUCUCUAUGGUACACUCUGUAUUUUAUGAAACAAUACACUGAAGAUUUGGAACAGAAACCUCUGGUAAACAAACUACCACUUGUUUAUUCUGGAAUUAAAAACAUUGUAAAAUCAAGUUCAGGGACAGUUGAGAGCUGGUGCUGUUGGAAUGGGUCGGACAGGCAGGCUAAUGUGAUUCGCUACCACAGUGAUGAGAGGUGCCUGGCCUUGCAGCUGUGUGGCUGGAUUAAGAGAGGGCCGGAGAUAGAUGUUGAACCCUUCCUACAGUCCCUUGAAGUGGAAAGGGAGUGGGAGCGUGCAGCUGCUGUAGCCCUUUUCAACUUGGACAUCCGAAGGGCAAUCCAGAUUCUGAAUAAGGGGGCUUCAGCAGAGAAAGGAGAUCUGAAUCUCAACGUUGUAGCCAUGGCCUUGUCUGGGUACACAGAUGAGAAGAAUUCGCUCUGGAGAGAAAUGUGCAGUUCCCUAAGGCUACAAUUAAAUAACCCUCAUCUCUGUGUCAUGUUUGCUUUUCUAACGAGUGAACCAGGAUCAUAUGACGGUGUGCUGUAUGAGAGCAGCAUGGCUGUUCGGGACCGUGUGGCCUUUGCCUGUAUGUUUCUCAGUGACUCCCAGCUGCCUCGCUACAUUGAGAAGCUUGCCAGUGAGAUGAAAGAAGCUGGAAACCUUGAAGGAAUCCUUUUAACGGGUCUGACAAAGGAUGGAGUGGAUCUGAUGGAGAGUUAUGUUGACAGAACUGGUGAUGUUCAGACAGCUAGUUUCUGUAUGCUAAAGGGUUCUCCAGGGGAGGUGGUGAAGGACUCCAGGGUCCAGUGCUGGAUUGAGAACUAUCGCAACUUGUUAGAUGCCUGGAGAUUCUGGCACAAGAGAGCUGAGUUUGAUAUACACAGGAGUAAACUGGACCCGAGUUCAAAGCCCUUGGCACAAGUAUUUGUAAGCUGUAAUUUCUGUGGAAAAUCCAUCUCCUAUAGCUGCUCUGCCAUGCCCCAUCAAGGCCGAGGCUUUAGCCAAUAUGGAGUUAGUGGCUCUCCUACUAAAUCUAAGGUCACUAGCUGCCCGGGCUGUCGUAAACCACUUCCACGCUGUGCUCUCUGUCUGAUGAAUAUGGGAACACCUGUAUCAAGUUGUCCAGGAGCAGGGAAGUCUGAUGAAAAGGUAGAUCUGAGUAAAGAUAAGAAACUCGCCCAGUUAAAUAACUGGUUCACCUGGUGCCACAACUGUCGACACGGAGGCCACACUGGGCACAUGCUGAGCUGGUUCAGAGAUCAUACAGAGUGCCCUGUCUCCGCCUGUACCUGUAAGUGCAUGCAGCUGGAUACUACAGGCAACUUGGUCCCCUUAGAUAGCGUCUAGAACGGUGUAAGGGAUACCCACGACUUCCUAACUGGUGUCUUUUCAAAUGGUCCUAACAUAUCUCAUUGACAAGAUGCAUUCAGGACUUGAGUAAUUGGGGGGGGGGGGGGGAGAUCGGAGCCAUUCAUUUUGGAAGGCCUUCUCUGGGAUGUAAUUACAAUUCAGAGCACCCUCAAGGAAAAUUUACAAGCUGACACUGAACAGUCCUUGAACCUGCCAUCAGAGACGAACCAAUAAUAUCUACUGCCUCUAUCUGAAGAACAUCAUAGAACAGCUUUGUUAUACAAGAUGUUGGAUCCACUAUUUGACAGGCUGUGAUAAGAAGAAAUUGCCAAUAAUCUGCUUUUUGAUUGAAAUAAAAGUAGCAAUUGUACAGAGGUGAAAAGAAAUGUUGCGUGAUACAAAGCUUGAUUUAUAUUUCCCCUUGAUGUCAUUUCUUUGGUGGGACAGGUUACAAAUAAAGUUUCGAUUUUGCUGUGUG